CAGUACCACGGCAUGGAAAAAUACCAAACACGAGUGUAGCACGCAUCAAAGCGGUUUGCCAAAACUCACCCCACCCCCCUUUUCAAUGCCACUACGGAAGUGCAUUGAAAGCUCAAGGACAAAGGUUUCUCUCCAAGCGUGACACGCUUUUCUUUAGCAGGUGAGAGCAAUCCUUUGAUAAACUCACCAGCGUUUAUAAAAACGCUCCCUCUCGUAGUAUUCGACACUAGACUGCCACCAGAUUACACAGUUGAACAGAUUUUCAUCUACGAAGAAUCGGUGCAGCGUUUUGUCCACAACUUUCCAAGAGAUAUACAGCGUUUGCGAGCCAAUUGGACAGGGAAAUAGCGGUCACUGUGACUCUCGCUUGACGUAACAGCGAAGACGUGGUAAAUAUAUCUUCCUGUUGUCUUCUUCUUCAAAUAACAACUUUAAGAUCCCAAGAGAGAGUACUGUGCAGUAUACGGAAGAAGAAGAAGCGAGCUGGAAUCGGAAGCAGAAACAUCUUCCGCCGCUACUGAAGUCAACGCCCAUCGGAAGCCGGCUAGAACCGCUCCUUGCACCGGAGGCUCGCUCUGUUUACGUACGGGACCACAUCCACACCCAUCCGGUCAAACUCAGAGAAACCUAUCGGUCAAACCAGUCGGAACAAAUCAUGGACUUUCUAUUCCAAUAAUACCACGUUGUCAUUGUUUACCGUUUUCCUACUACGUUUACGCGUAUUCAGUCAUCCAUCCAGAGUUUGCGUCAGCCUGAGGUCCUCCGUCCCCUGACCCAUUCAGAGAACGUUUGAAAACAUUUUUUUACAAGUUCCACCCUCUUUCGAUGAAAGCAAGCUAUUUCCUGGACUAACAACAAGCCAAAUAUCUUCUAAGAACUAGUAGAAGUACAACAAGUUGUGUGCCGUUGUCUGAAUCAGAACACUUAGUCAUCAAGGACUUGCGUCAGGUCUUUCGUGUCCUGGACGAUUCACAGAAAGUUUGACAACAUUAGUCUAUAAAUUCUUCCCUCUUAGGGAGAAAGCAAGUGAUAUUCUGGACUUCGAGCUACCAGCAAGCCAAAUUUCUACUAUAAACUAGGAGAAAAGUCUCCACAACAAGUUGAAAGAUGGAGUUCCCCAAGCCAAGUCUUAUUCUAGUCGUAUUGACUGUCGCAAUGUUGGUCGUAACUGAAGCGAACAACAGCACACCACGACUGGAGCCAGUACGACUAUGUGGCCGAGACUUCAUCAGGACCGUCGUACGAGUCUGUCCCGACGAAGGACGCAGGAGAAGAAGUCUUGAAGAGUUUGAAAUUCCGUCGAAGACGUCCAAAAAAGAGGGACAGACAGAAGAAAGCACAAAAGGUUUGGCAGACGUUCUUGGACUGCGGAAGUGGAGGGAGGCCCACCGCCUGACGAAGCGGAACGUACGACUAGCUGAGCGGUGUUGUCACCAAGGCUGCACCAUAGCGGAGAUAGCAGAGAGCGUCUGUUUCUGAUGGCGGCGUUUCAUAGGCUUCGCCCCCCCCCUACCUAACUCACAUAACGCUGGGUCACCUUUAUCCGCAGGGUAACUUAUAUCCGUUUAUUUUAAAGCAGGGUAUUUAGGGAUAUCAAGUCUACGGUAUGAAACUUCAAUUUUUGACAAUAAUGAACGUUGAUAUAACAACGGAAAUAGGUUACCCCAAUAUUUGCAAAUAUUGCAGUUGGAUACAACAACGGAUAUAGGGCACCCCUUGAAAAAAGGGUGAACUAUAUAUACCCAGAACAUUCGAUUCCUUGCCCCCCUCUCUCUUACAAACUCUCUAUCUCUGAGUUUAUCUAUUUUCUACAUCAUAAUGGUGUUUAUUUAUUUAUUGACGUAUCUUAUUUAUUUGUAUAUUUAUUUUUUGGAAUACUUUUGUUUUAUGCAUAUACAAUGUAUCAUGUGAUUAAGGUUUAGGCAUAUCUUUGAAUAAGUAUCACCGUGAUAUAGUACUGACAUGGUUGCCUCUUUAGACAACUACAUCUUCACUCAGUAAAGUAAUAGAGUAGAAGUUACUUAAAAGUAAACGUUAUUUGAAUUGUAAGAUAUAUCACAAAACGGGUUAUAAGGUUAUUUCUUUCAUAAAGUGGCAUAUUAUCAAUUUUUAUGAAAGUUUAUGAUGUUGCAAGAAUUUAUGACAACUUUAAUAAGCCUGUAGAAAAGUUUGCUAAAAAAGGA
Branchiostoma floridae (Florida lancelet) is the source of this 2183-nucleotide messenger RNA. RefSeq lists its product as uncharacterized. The transcript is spliced from 2 exons. Gene Ontology annotation, molecular function: hormone activity. NCBI's taxonomy places the organism in Eukaryota, Metazoa, Chordata, Leptocardii, Amphioxiformes, Branchiostomatidae. Bases 1108 to 1479 code for a protein of 123 amino acids. The record is from RefSeq and is a predicted model, not a curated record. Gene Ontology annotation, cellular component: extracellular region.